This is a messenger RNA of Chlorella variabilis, 861 nucleotides long. RefSeq lists its product as hypothetical. The transcript has 7 exons. The coding region runs from base 1 to 861 and encodes 286 amino acids. Gene Ontology annotation, biological process: DNA damage response. The record is from RefSeq and is a predicted model, not a curated record. NCBI's taxonomy places the organism in Eukaryota, Viridiplantae, Chlorophyta, Trebouxiophyceae, Chlorellales, Chlorellaceae. Gene Ontology annotation, cellular component: external side of plasma membrane.
AUGCUGCCCCGCCUGCACCGUGGGCUCCUGUUGCUGCUUGCAUCGUCGCUGAUAGCACAUAUGGGCAACGCACAGAGCGGCGCGCAGCAGUGCGAAGACCCCAAGGCGGGCAAGCUGUCUGUGACCGGAUCUGCCACAGUCACGGAGAUGCCAGACAACGCCAAGGUCUUCCUCUCAGUGUCCGUGACCAAGCCCACCGCCGCCGAGGCUCGCGAGGAGGCGGCCGCCACGGCCGAUGCAGUCAUGGCCGCUGUGGGUGGCGUGGAGGGGAUCAAUGGCGCCAGCGACAUAUCCACAAGCGACAUCUCGCUCCAGCCAAACUACAUCUGGGUGCAGGAGACCGGGCAGAACAGGAUCACCGGCUAUGUGUUCACGCAGCAGAUCUCCGUGAAGAUCAGCAACCUCACAUCCGACACGCUGGGCGCGGUGGUGGACACCGCGGUCAAGGCGGGCGCCAACAACCUGCAGGCAUGUCGUGGCAGCGGCACCCUUUUGUGCUGCAUGUAUGUAUCAUGGCCGGGUGCCCGAGCUGGGCAUAGCUGGCAGCUGCAGGUCUCCAGCAUCCAGAUCGAACUCAGCCCCGCCCUGCGCCGCCAGGCCAUGGACCAGGCGCGGGUGCUGGCAGUGGAGGACGCCGCCAACACCGCCCAGAUCCUGGCAGAUGCGGCCAAGGUGACCCUGGGGCCCGUCAAGUCGCUGGCAGAUAGCAACAUUGCGCCGCCCACCCCCUACCCCAUGCCAGCAGCAGGGAAGGAAAGUGCUGCGUUUAAUGGGGAUGCGCGCACUGCCACUCCUGUCGUUAUUGGAACCGCCGAAGUGAUCGCUACUGUGAGCGUGGAGUACGCUGUGAUGAACGCGUAG